AUCAUCACACCACACCGCACCACCCUGCCAUGAUCAACACACCACACACACCUGAACAACAUUCUCCUCUCCUCUGCACACAAAGGAACGAGCAAUAUUCAGUAUGGAGUGCAUCGUGGAGCUGCAGCAGGAGCGGGAGCACUGCGUCACGGAGGUACCGGAGGUCGAUGGCGCCGAGCUGCUCCUCGAGCUCCUGGACGCGUCGCUCGCCGCCGAGGAGGAGGAGGAGGCGGCGGCACUCGGCGGCAAGCACCACCAGCUCGGCUUCCCGGCCGAGGACGUCGGCGAAGGCUGGGUCGACGACGGCCUACAGGAGCUGAACUCGAUCCACCCGCACCAGGAAGCGGGCUGCGAGGACUGCGGCCUCGACGGCAUCGUAGUGUCCGGCUUCGACGGCUGCGGGUGCUCGCCGGGGCCGUACGUCCUGGACGACGUCGGCAACGCCGUGGGGUACUGGGCGGAGGAGAUGGAGGGCGCCGGCUUUGGCUUCUUCAACGGCGACUGCGUGGGGGAGUGGUACUCGGACGGCAUGGCCGUGGAGUGGGACGAAGGGAGAAGCUACUGCUCCUUCUACCCAUCCUACGGCGCCGAGGCGUCCGCGGAGCAACCGUACAUCAGUCCAUUGUGGGAGUGAACGUAGUCUCUAUCGUGACAAAAAAAAAUCUAGUAGUCUGGCUAGAAGUGUGUGAGAGACUUUUUUUUUAGCUAGAAGUGUGUGAGAGACUUUUUUUUAGCUAGAAGUGCGUGUGAGCCCUUUUUUUUAGCUAGAAGAGUAGGAGUGUGUGUGAGCCUUUGUUUUUUGAGCCAAAAGUGUGUGAGCCUUUUUUAUUGAGCCAAAAGUGUGUGUGAGCCGUGAA
Molecule: messenger RNA, 857 nt
Organism: Triticum urartu
Lineage: Eukaryota; Viridiplantae; Streptophyta; Magnoliopsida; Poales; Poaceae
Source: RefSeq, a predicted model, not a curated record